CAGCAAUUUGACAGAUGGUGAAAACGUAAACAUAACACAACAUUACGUAAAUUUUUUUAUUUCCAUCUUAUUUAAUAAAAAGAAGUUUAGAUAAACAUAAAAUACAAAAUAAAUUAUGGAAUAUUGUGAUUGUACCGAAUAUUGUAAAAGUAAACAACAUGGAGAUAAAAUAACAGCUCUACUAACAAAAAGGGGCCUAACAGAUGCUCAAAUUUGUUCAUACAUGAACCAGAUAUGUUAUAACUGCGAAAAUGUUCGGGAUAAUGAUGGAAGAACUCCACUCCAUAUGGCUGUGUCUGUUGGUCGUAAAGAUGUUGUUCAAUGGUUAAUUCGUAGAAAAUCUAAUUUAAAUGUAAGGGAUACGGAAUCUUCUUACACUCCCUUACAUAGAAGCAUUUAUUAUGGUAAUAUUCAUGGGGUGAUUACUUUAUUACAAAAUGGAGCCACUAAUAAUAUCUUGGAUAAUGAUGGGUUGAGUUAUAUUGAUCAUGCUGUAAAGAAUUGGCCUUAUAAGAAAUCUACAACUACAGAAAGUUCAGAACAAGUAUAUAUUUGGGGCCCUGAUACUAAUUAUGUGUUUGGUGCUAAGAAAUCCCGCCCUGUACCGGAAAUAUGGGAAAUUUUCCAUAAAGAACACCAAUUUGGGAUAAAAAAUAUUUAUUUAGACAAGUUUCAUUGUGUUGCAAUAUCAAUUAAAGGUGAUGUCUACAGUUGUGGACAUGGACAAGGAGGUCGUUUGGGUUUAGGCAGUGAACAAACAGCUUUAAAACCAGGAAGAAUCAUUUUCAGUGAUAAGCAAGAAAACUCAAGUUCAAUUUGUUGUAUUUCUGCAAGCAUUUCGAGAGAUCAUAGUGUGUUUUUAACCGAAUGUGAGGGAAAACGACAAGUUUGGUCUUGUGGGUUAAAUACACAUCAUGUUCUUGGUAUAAAUCCACCACCUGUUAAUCAAGUAUCUCCAAAGCGUUUAAAUAGUAUUAGAAACGCUCCGAUUAAAGGAGUUUGUACAAGUCAUUAUCAUUCGAUUGCUUGGACAGAAAGUUCGGUUUUUUCUUGGGGUUUAAAUGGCGGACAAUUAGGACAUGAAAUUUCCACAGAAAAAUAUGUAACCGUUCCAAAGGUUAUUUCAAAAAUAAGACUUAAAUCUGAAUUAUUAGAUGUAACUACUAGUAUUGCUAGUACAGCGAUUUUAACAAAAUCUGGGGAGGUAUUAAUUUUUUAUCAACAUAAAUGCCUUACAAUUCCAACAAGAGGUCCUCUAACAAAAAUAUGCGCGGUAGGUGGAAAAUUAAACAUUUCAGUAGAAAAUAAAACUUCGGAUGAAUUAAAAAUAGCUGGAUUAACACCGAAUGGAAAAAUAUUGAUUUGGUAUGAAUCUGAUUCUUACCUUACACAAUGCGUCAUGUCUUUAAAUAGAGAGAUUAUUGUUACCGAUUUUGUAUUGAGUGUGAAUGGAAUUGCAUUUAUUACAAACAAUGGAGAAUGUUUUACUGGAACUAUAAAGCAACGUAAAAAAGAUUCGCCUCUGCCUCCUAAUAAACAGAGUAUCGCAUUUAAUCAAUUUUUGGAUAGAGAUAAAUGUCAUUUUAUUAAAUUAAGUAAAGUAUUAAAUUUGUAUAGAUCUUUAUUGAUAGCUUCAGAUCCAAUUGGUGUAAAUUUUGCUGUUAUACAGGGCAACCCUAACGAAAACUUACAUUAUCCUCAUUUAUCUGAAGAUACUUUAAUGUCCGACAUAAAAAAUCUUCUAAUCCAAUCGGAUCCCGACGAUUUAACCCAUGACGUUAUUUUUAAUGUUGGUUUACAAAAAUUUCCCGCUCAUAAAUACAUUCUAGUCAAUAGUAGUAAGACAAUCAUCGAUUUUAAAUCUCGCUCAAAAGAUUCGUAUAAUUUAGAAAAAAUUCGUCCGGAGUUAUUUGAAGAACUUCUCACAUGGAUUUAUACAGGAAAUUGUAAUUUAAUCCACACUGGUGAAUGUCCAAAUCAUUUGUUAACAGUCGAUGGUGAUAAAAACUCUGUACGAUUAUUGCAAGAUUUAACAAGAAAAUUUGGAGUUGUUGAUUUAGAUAAAAUACUUUCUAAUUUUACUAUGGUCGGAAAUAAAAUUGAAUAUGCUAAAAAAAUGAAUACAUUCCAUCAUUCGCCGAAUAAAAGUUUUAAUAGAAUGGAUUUUCCCGAAUUACAUGAUGUAAAAAUAAUUUCAAAAAAUGGACAAAGUUUAUCUGCACAUAAAUGUAUUUUAAUAGCUCGGGUCCAGUUUUUUAGAAAUAUUUAUUCGAGUAGAUGGAACACAAAUUCACCGCUGGAAAAAAUCGAUUUACCAUAUACAUUAAACAUUUUAGAAUUUUUUUUGGAAUUUAUUUACACCGAUAAAAUUAAAUCAAUUUCAAUUAUUGAUAUAGAUUCUUUAUGCCACUUACUACAAUUAAGCGAUCAAUAUUUAAUCGAACGUUUACAUAAUUUGUGUCAAAUCGAGCUAUGUUAUCGAUUAUCCUUUAAAAAUGCGGUUGAAAUGUUUGCAAUUUCUGCAGCAUUUAAUGCAGCAGAAUUACAACGUUGUACGAUGGAAUUUAUCUGUUCAAAUUUACCAACCUUUUUAGAUUUAAAAUUACUUAACGAUUUAGAUGAUGAUUUAUUAAUGGAAUUAACAAAAUAUUAUUGUUCUUCGAUUAAAUCGAUGCAAAAUCGUAUUAUCACCCCGUUUAGUACGGCUCCUAGCGAUGAAGAAGUACUUGCUAUCGUUGAAAACUGCAGUUUUGAUGAAACAGAGGUGACACCAAAAGUAACAAAAACAACUCCAAAAUCACAUAGAACGCGAUACAGAUCGCAUAAAGAUAGUAUUUCGGAAAAUUAUAAAGACGAUUCAAUUAAUGAUGGUUCAUUAAUGAGUUGUUCGCCUAAAAUUGAAGCUGUAAUUCCGAAAAUGAAAGAAAUUCAUCUUCCAUCAAGGAUUAAAGCGAUUACUCAAGCCCAAGAAAAAAUGUCUUCUGAAAAAAAUGGCAAUUUUAAUUUUGUAAAGUUAAGUUCGUCAAUGGACGAGAGAAAUUUUAUGGGAUUCGAUGAAUUUCCUACUUUAGGAACUUCACCGCCUUGUGUUAUUAAUAAAACUCCAAAAAGAAUAAGUGGAGAAAAAACACCCACUUUUAAACAAAAACAUAAGAAAAUUAUCCUUGGAACGAGUCCUCAACAAAAUAAAACAUCCUCACCACCUGGAAAUCCUUGGAAAAUUAAUUUUGAAACAGACGUAACUAAAUGUGAGUUAGAAAAUCAAAAUAAAGUUGCUAAUAUGCAAACGAUUGUUAUGGAGGAGAAACAACAAAAAGAAAAAUUUAAUCGGAUGAUAUCUAAACCUUUAAUUUAUACCCAGAUUGAAGAUAAAGCUCUUGAGGAUUUGAUGAAAUUUUAUAACUGUUCGAAUGUUUUUGAUGAAGUCAUUACAAUGGAAAGGGUUAGUAAUAAGGACAUUGGAGUGCACCCAACUUGGACAAAAAUUCAUAAAGUUUUAUGAAAUGAUUAAUUUUUAACAUUUUUAAUGAUUUUGUACUCACAAAAUAUAUAUGAUUGUGUUUAAUUUUAAGUAAUUGUGAAGUAAAGUAAUUGACAAAGCUAAA
Molecule: messenger RNA, 3605 nt
Organism: Onthophagus taurus
Lineage: Eukaryota; Metazoa; Arthropoda; Insecta; Coleoptera; Scarabaeidae
Product: inhibitor of Bruton tyrosine kinase
Molecular function (GO): protein binding
Source: RefSeq, a predicted model, not a curated record